Setaria italica (foxtail millet) is the source of this 1536-nucleotide messenger RNA. RefSeq lists its product as uncharacterized. Gene Ontology annotation, cellular component: nucleus. The record is from RefSeq and is a predicted model, not a curated record. The coding region runs from base 156 to 1202 and encodes 348 amino acids. NCBI's taxonomy places the organism in Eukaryota, Viridiplantae, Streptophyta, Magnoliopsida, Poales, Poaceae. Gene Ontology annotation, molecular function: protein binding. The transcript is spliced from 3 exons. Gene Ontology annotation, biological process: regulation of flower development.
UCGAGUAAAUGAGACAUUUAAAUUAUUCAGUAGGCAUCAGAUGAUAUCUUUGACAUGUUGGUUGUCAGUUGUUGUUAGCACGCUGAGCUGGUAUAUUAGUAAUUUUCUGUCCUGUUAAUGGAGUGGCCCUACAAACCUUUGGUUUAUAUUGGACUAUGCACCAAAUCUUCGCUUUUUAUACCAACCCUCCUUCACUUACACUGACUCCCCAAACACAUCAAAGGGAUUCACACCCAAAAGCCAUGUUCCACCCUUCAUCUUCGUCGGCACCCAACUACAGUGACCUCUCCAUGCAGCAUGCAGUAAGCUUCUCUCCUGCUGUGUCCACAGCUCCAACCGAAAUUCCUCGCGGGGGUUUCUUCCACGACAACGGCGGCCUGUUAGCACUCCCCAAUGUUGCUGCAUCGGCGCCGCCUCCCUACCCCUCUUCCCUACCUUCCUACUACAUACACAGGAACACCAGCUCACAUUUCCUCCCUCUUCACCUCCAGUUGUCUGAACAACUCAGCAGCAAUGCCACCUUCUCUUGCUCGUCUCCUUCGGCAUGCCAGUUGCCUGCUGCACAUGUUCCUUGUUCUCCUUCCUCAUCCUCCGGCGACUUCUUGGAAUUCAGCACUGGAGCCCUGCGGCGUGUCUUCAGCACUGGUGACCUCCAGGUGAUGAAUGUCUCGCCAUCUCCGCCGCCACCACCACUUUCAGGUGACACACACGGCCAGGAUGCAGGGGGCCCUUUCACUCAGAAGGUCGGGCGAUAUAGCGCUGAAGAACGCAAGGAGAAGAUUGAGCGCUAUCGUACCAAGCGUAACCAGAGGAACUUCCACAAAAAGAUCACUUACGCCUGCAGGAAGACGCUGGCGGAUAGCAGGCCCAGGGUGCAGGGCCGCUUCGCGAGGAACGCCGAGACGGAGGCUGAGGCUGAGGCUGUUUCAGGCCUCGAGAGGGAGGCCUCCGACAACAGCUACGAGCACUGCAACUACAGCGAACUCACCACCAACAGCAGCAGCUGCUUCGACAGCAUGUGCAGGGAAAGUGGCAAGACCACAACGUCGGACGACGGCAAGUGGUGGUGGGAACCGCCGGUAGCCAAUGGGCACUAUGGGCACCAUCACUACCAGCAGCAGCAGCUUCUUGAUUUCGACGACACCGAGCUAAACGAAGAGGAUCUGUGGGCCAGUCUAGCUGACAUGUACUCCGGGAUCUGACCUGGGCCAUGCAGCGGGUGUCCUGAAUCCUGAUUGGCGCUGUCUGGUGCGAGGAAGGCAGGGAGCACCAAGAGGCGGCUGCCGUUGCCGAGCUGAGGCAGUGCGGGGGUCAGAGUAGCGUUGCUGACCUUCUUGUGCCGUAGUGAUGCAUCGCAGUCUUUAGGAGUAGUAAAAAAACUACUCGUGUAAGAACAGCUUGUUCCCUGUGUGUUCCCCAGUUACCCUAUUUUGCAAUGCAGUCUUCCACAAAGUUUGGCAGUGGUGUUGCUUUUCCACAUACCUGAAUUGUGAAGCCUGAGUGCUGCAACUUUUAGCGCCAUUGUUUUUGUCUAGU